Drosophila busckii is the source of this 1357-nucleotide messenger RNA. RefSeq lists its product as uncharacterized. The transcript has 3 exons. Lineage: Eukaryota; Metazoa; Arthropoda; Insecta; Diptera; Drosophilidae. The record is from RefSeq and is a predicted model, not a curated record. Bases 72 to 608 code for a protein of 178 amino acids.
UUGUUUUUAAUUUUGCGUUGAAUAAUUUUGUUUGAUUUCCUUUUGUUGUUGCUAAAUUUUUGGCAUUCAAGAUGUCGGUAUUUAGACAAACGCGUUUUACGCGCAAUAAGGAUAAUAGCAAGAUGCAAACAACUUCCAUCUUUGAAAAUGAAAUCAAAUACGAUAUACCGACAAUCGACUCUCGACCCACGAUGAGCACUCUUUCUCGACGUCAUAAGCUAGACAGACAUCCAUUGCAGUCUAUUAUAUCUGAGAAUGAGAAGUCCUUUACCAAGUAUGCUGGUCCUGCUGAUGCAGAUGGGCAUGAUAUACGCAAGGAUCCAAGCUAUACAAACUUCAAAGUACCCUUCGAUAUGGUUUGUCAUGAGCGGUACAACAAGGUUUAUAAAAAGUAUCAAGCACAGUUUCGUAAUGAAAUCAAUAAGCUUAUCGAUAAUCAAGCAUCGGCUCGAGAGGCGACCUACUUUGUGCGUAUUGUAUCGUACACAACGCUGUGGCCGCCGCUACAUACUGAAAGGGAAUUGGUCAAUACAAGUCGACGUUUCUAUCGCUUAACGCCGGAGGAGGAGUCGCGCUUUCAGUUCAUCAUGUCCAAUGAGUUCUCCUAAAUAGACUAAAUUCAAUGUAAAUUACACAGCAAUUUCGCAACUAAAAUUGCAUAAAGAAAACAAGCUGCCGAUUCCGUCACGAGUAUGUCUCGAAAUUGCUGUUGGCGUAUUUCAGCAAUUAUACUUAAUUCAUGGAACAAGUGCAUUGCCAACAAAAGCAAAAAAGGCAACAACAAAAGCAGAUCAAGGCAUUCCAAGUGCUUGAUGCAUAUUCGAUAUACACAAACAGUUGCCGUUUCCACGACACAAAUUUACAUAGCGCAUCUACCUAAGUGAUGCCCAAAAGCCACCGCAAAUGUUAGCCAACACACCAGUCAUUUACAUCAAAUAUUAAAACAGGGCUGAUAACCGACACGCCCAAACUGCCAAACACCGAAAAGCGGAAGUUCACAGAAGGAAAAAAGAACUGAAUUUCAUCUUGUAUGUGUUGUUAUUAUUUAUUUUAUUUUUAUUACAAGAAUACUCAAAUAUAUGGUACUACCGCAAAAAGCAGAAAAAUGUAAGUUGGGUGGAGAACGCAAAUUUUUCACUCCACUGAAUUAUUCAUGAAUACAAUUUUUACCAACAAAUAAAAUAAAGUCAGCACUGCACUGCCAAAAGUAACCGUUGAGGAAUUGGGCAUUGGGUGUUGGACGUGGACGUGGACGAGGGCGAGGACGUGGCAAGGAACUGGGAACUGCAGCUGGGCUUUUGUGUCGCCUCAGAUGCCGUUGUAAUAUUUAGCGUAAAUUAAAAUAUGUAUUAUACAA